Cetraspora pellucida is the source of this 1926-nucleotide messenger RNA. The record is from the annotation of a GenBank genome assembly. Lineage: Eukaryota; Fungi; Glomeromycota; Glomeromycetes; Diversisporales; Gigasporaceae.
AUGUUUUGUAAUCUUUCUGGUGAGCCACCUCAAGAACCAGUAAUCUCCAAAAAAUCUGGUCAUGUAUAUGAAAAGAGAUUGAUAGUGAAAUACAUUGCCGAUUACGGAAAAGAUCCUAUAAAUGGAGAGGAUAUCACGGAGGAGGACUUACUAGAAGUAAAAACAAGCCCGAAAACUAUAAAGCCUCGACCUCCUACUUUGACAUCAAUCCCAUCUCUAUUGGCUGUUUUUCAAAAUGAAUGGGAUAGUUUAAUGUUGGAGACUUUUACUCUUAAACAACAAUAUCAACAAGUUCGUCAGGAACUGAGUCACGCUCUAUACCAGUAUGAUGCUGCAUGUAGAGUCAUUGCUAGAUUGAUGAAAGAAAGAGAUGCUGCUAGAGAAGCAUUAGCAAAUGUUCAAGCUCAUAUUGCUGUACAACCUCCUUCAGACGCAGCUGCAUCAGAAGCAAAUGCAAUGGAAAUAGAAGAGGAGAAAAAGGGCGUGAAUGAUACAGUUAUUGAAAAAUUAAAUGAAACCAGUGCGAAUUUAUCGAAAGCGCGUAAGAAAAGAAAGGCACCACCUGAUCUCACCCCUGCAGAUACAAUCAAAGAGUUUACACAGAUAACGGUUGUUCCAUCUUUGCAUACUACAUCAAAUCCAGGAAUAAUUUGUUUAGAUCUUGACCAAACUGAAAAUCUUGUUCUUACUGGAGGAAACGAUAAGAAAGCGCAAAUAUUUAACAGAGAGAGGAAUAAAGUUGAAAAUUUGUUGAAGGGUCAUACUAAAAAGGUCACAGAUGUAUUAUGGUUAGGAAGAACUGAUUCUGAGCAAGGAGACACUGUGUUCACUUCGAGUGCAGAUAAGACUAUCAGAAUUUGGAGACCUGCUGCAAAAGGAUACAAAACGGAAAAAACACUUACAUCACAUACUAGUGACGUCACUGGUAUUGCCGUACAUGCCACAAAAGAUUAUUUAGUGUCAGUGUCACAUGACUCGACAUGGGCGUUUCAUGAUAUAGAAACAGCACAAACUUUGGUUAAAGUCGAAAGUAACGAAGUAAACGAUGGAUAUUCAACUGUUGAAUUUCAUCCUGAUGGUCUCAUCCUGGGAACAGGAACGAAUGAUUCCGUUGUUCGCAUUUGGGAUGUCAAAUCUCAACAAAAUGUUGCAUCUUUUACUGGUCAUACUGGUCGCGUCACAUCGAUUUCUUUUUCAGAGAACGGCUAUUUCUUGGCAACUGCAUCAGAGGAUAACCUGGUAAAAUUAUGGGAUCUUAGAAAAUUGUCGAAUUUUCAUACUCUGACCAUUGAUGAAGGAAAGAUUAAUAAGGUUGUAUGGGACUAUAGUGGACAUUACUUAGCUGUCGGUGGAACUGACAUGAGAAUUUAUCAAUCUAAAACGUGGAAUGAACUUGCGGUUAUUUCCGAAAAUACCGCAGAAAUUAUGGAUAUGAAAUUCGGAGAACUAGCCAAGUAUUUGGUAGUUGGUGGUCUAGAUCGUAGUUUACGAUUCUUUGAAUGUUUAUAUGAAAAAUACGUUCUCAUAUUAUGGUUCGAAAAGAGAUUUCGUCAUCACUCUCAGGAAUUGACUUUAGGUCUAAAGAGUGUGACAGCUUCCGGUCUUGGAUGGAGCGAUUCAUUCGCAAACCAGAUAAUUGAUCAUGAUUCGGAUUUAGUGAACCAUCCUUCUCGCCCUAUGAAAAAAGCAAUUUUGAAACCUGCGCGACGAUUGGUACCUUCAAACUUACCAAUGCCAUUAAAACAUGAUGGUACUUGGAAAGAACAUCCUGAAGUUUUUGAAGAGGUUACACUUAGAGAUCUGAUCCGGUUAAAAACUAGCGAUUCGGAUAUUCACUUGAUCAAACCUAUUAUAUCCGAUGGUACAAUGUCACCAGAAUUUGGGUUAGAUGUCAAAUCUACUUCAGCACAUUCACAAAGACCAACA